AUGAAUCACGUCAACGUUCAGCCGCCUCACUCGUACGCGCCGGGCCACGACUCGCAGAACCUCCCCAGCAUCAGCAACCUCAUCAAUUCGCCCCAGAAUGACGGCUCGACCAACGGCUACCCCCCCUCGCCGUAUCAGAACUCCGCUGCCCUCCUACAGCAGCAACAACAGCAGCAGCAUUUGUCGUCGGAAAUGCAGCUCGAUCCUCCUCAUCAGCAACAGCAACAGCAGCCGCAACAACAACAGCAGCAGCAGCCACCCCAACCCCAACCCCAGCAGCAGCAGCAACAACCCCAGCAGCAUCACCAGAUCCACCAUGGCCACAGCGUAUCGCUAUCCCAGCCCCGCGUCACCAAGGGCAAGUAUUCGCUCGGCGAUUUUGAGAUCCUGAGAACGCUCGGCACCGGUAGCUUCGGGCGCGUUCACCUGGUCCAGUCCAAGCACAACCAGCGCUUCUAUGCCGUCAAAGUGCUCAAGAAGGCGCAGGUGGUCAAGAUGAAGCAGGUCGAGCACACAAACGACGAGCGCCGCAUGCUCAGCGACGUCAAGCACCCGUUCCUCAUCACCCUGUGGGGUACCUUUCAGGACUGGAAGAAUCUCUACAUGGUCAUGGACUUUGUCGAGGGCGGCGAGCUGUUUUCGCUGCUAAGAAAAUCCGGGCGGUUUCCUAACCCGGUCGCUAAAUUCUACGCUGCCGAGGCUACGUUGGCAUUGGAAUACCUGCAUUCUAAAAACAUCAUCUACCGCGAUUUGAAGCCCGAAAACUUGCUGCUGGAUCGGCACGGACACCUGAAAAUCACCGACUUUGGCUUCGCGAAGCGGGUGCCGGACAAGACAUGGACGCUCUGCGGAACACCAGAUUAUUUGGCUCCUGAAGUAGUCUCUAACAAGGGCUACAACAAGUCUGUAGACUGGUGGUCCCUCGGAAUUUUGAUAUACGAGAUGCUUUGUGGAUACACGCCGUUCUGGGACAGCGGUUCUCCCAUGCGCAUAUACGAAAACAUCCUCAAGGGCAAGGUCAAGUACCCGGCGUAUAUAAACCCGGAUGCCCAGAACCUGCUCGAGCGGUUGAUCACGGCAGACUUGACCAAGAGACUGGGCAAUCUGUUUGGAGGCUCACAAGACGUCAGGAACCAUCCGUGGUUUGCAGAAGUCACGUGGGACCGGUUGGCGCGCAAAGACAUUGAUGCUCCGUAUACGCCGCCAGUCAAGGCUGGAGCCGGCGAUGCCAGCCAGUUUGACCGAUACCCCGAGGACCCUGAAAAGUACGGGGGUCCGGGCGGUCAUGAUGAGUACGGCAAUCUGUUUACUGAAUUCUAA
Trichoderma harzianum CBS 226.95 is the source of this 1320-nucleotide messenger RNA. RefSeq lists its product as hypothetical. The transcript has 5 exons. Lineage: Eukaryota; Fungi; Ascomycota; Sordariomycetes; Hypocreales; Hypocreaceae. The record is from RefSeq and is a predicted model, not a curated record. Gene Ontology annotation, cellular component: cAMP-dependent protein kinase complex; nucleus. Bases 1 to 1320 code for a protein of 439 amino acids. Gene Ontology annotation, biological process: peptidyl-serine phosphorylation. Gene Ontology annotation, molecular function: cAMP-dependent protein kinase activity; ATP binding.